Molecule: messenger RNA, 3513 nt
Organism: Papaver somniferum (opium poppy)
Lineage: Eukaryota; Viridiplantae; Streptophyta; Magnoliopsida; Ranunculales; Papaveraceae
Product: chaperone protein ClpD, chloroplastic-like
Exons: 12
Coding region: 424-3345 (973 amino acids)
Biological process (GO): cellular response to heat
Cellular component (GO): cytoplasm
Molecular function (GO): ATP hydrolysis activity; ATP binding
Source: RefSeq, a predicted model, not a curated record
AAGCAAGCUGCAAAAUGCAGCAAAUCCCCUUAAGAAAGAAUCAAUCAAAAAACUUGUUGGUUAGGGGGGUUUGAGUAACGUGUUCUCUUCGUUCUCUUGAUCCAUUUCCUUCCUUCUCCACCAAACCAAACCUCGAGGAAACUCUCUUCUCUACUUCUUCUCUGGGAUUUCCUUUGAGAAUGACAUGAAAAAGAAAUUUACAUUCAAAAUAAUUUAAAAAAAAAAGAGUCAAAAAUACAAUAAAAUGAAUUUUCCUUUGCUUAACUACCAAACUGUUGAAGACUUCUUCUCUCUAAUCAUACAUAUACUAUACUAGUCCUCUUCUUUCUGUAACAGUAGAUAGAAAUUAGAGAAUAGAGAUUAAAGAGAGACUGCCAUUAAAAGAAAAAAGAAAAAGAAAAAAACUGAGUGUAAAUAUAGAGAAUGGAAAUUUCUUCAACUUGUUCUUCAUCUGUAGUAUCAGUUGUUCAUAACCAAUUUCAUUUGAAAGCAUCGAAAUCCUCCUCCUCCUCUUCUUCUUCUUGUAAAUUACUCCAACGCCAAAUUCUUAAUUUCCCAACUUUAUAUUCCUCCUCUUCUUCUUUUUCCUCUAUUACAUUUGGGAUCUCAAUUUCUGAUCAUCAAUACGGAUCCAAUUCUAUUCAAAGAAGAAUACAAAGGAGCAGAAGAAGGAGAAGAAGAAUUGGAAUCUCAGCAGUAUUCGAGAGAUUCACUGAGAGAGCAAUCAAAGCAGUGGUUUUCUCCCAAAGAGAAGCUAGAUCACUGGGCAAAGACAUGGUCUUUACACAACACAUUUUAUUGGGUUUGAUCGCUGAAGACCGUUCUCCUAACGGUUAUCUAGCCUCUGGAAUUACCCUUGACAAAGCCAUAGACGCUGUUCGCACCAUUUGGAAUAGCAACAGCGAUGAUGAUAACGCCGCAUCUAAGUCAAAGGAACCGGCUGCUUCUUCGUCAUUUUCAUCAUCCGAGACACCCUUCUCAAUAAGCAGCAAGAGAGUUUUCGAAGCUGCAGUUGAGUAUUCCAGGAGUAAUGGUUAUAAUUUCAUUGCCCCUGACCACAUUUCCAUUGCUUUGUUCACUUCUGAUGAUGGCAGCGCUGCUCGUGUCCUCAAAAGAUUGGGAGCUGACAUUAAUCAAUUAGGAGCUGUUGCAGUCUCUAGACUUCAAGGGGAACUUGCCAAGGAUGGUAGAGAACCAUUUAAGACUUCGUCCUCAUCCAAGUCACCGCGCCAAAAAAAUACGUCCGAUAAGACUGCAUCCGCCGUAAGAUCUUCAGAAAAGAAAAAAGAGAAAAGUGCUUUAGAACAGUUUUGUGUAGACCUUACUGCUAGAGCCAAUGAAGGGAAAAUCGAUCCUGUAAUCGCUCGAGAUGAUGAAGUUCGGAGAAUCGUUCAGAUUCUCUGCCGGAGAACCAAGAAGAACCCGAUUCUUUUGGGUGAGCCUGGGGUUGGGAAAACUGCCAUUGCUGAAGGCCUGGCAACUAGAAUUGUGGAUGGGGAUGUUCCUCCUUUUCUCUUGACAAAACGUGUGUUGUCUUUGGAUAUUGGUUUACUAAUGGCAGGUGCCAAGGAAAGGGGUGAGCUAGAGUCACGGGUUACUAACUUGAUCAGUGAGAUACUAAAAGAAGGUAAUGUAAUUUUGUUUAUUGAUGAAGUCCAUACACUAAUUGGGUCUGGCACAGUUGGAAGAGGAAGCAAAGGGUCGGGUCUUGAUAUUGCCAACUUAUUGAAGCCUGCACUUGGAAGGGGAGAAUUACAGUGCAUUGCAUCUACAACUUUGGACGAGCACCGGAGCAUUUUUGAGAAGGAUAAAGCAUUAGCUCGGCGAUUUCAACCUGUGUUUAUUGAUGAACCAAGAGAGGUGGACGCCAUUAAGAUAUUGUUGGGUUUGCAAGAGAAGUACGCAGCUCAUCACAAGUGCAGAUAUACACCGGAAGCCAUAAAUGCCGCUGUAUACCUCUCAGCAAGGUAUAUUUCUGAUAGGUAUCUUCCCGACAAAGCUAUUGACCUCAUGGAUGAAGCAGGAAGCAGGGCCAGAAUAGAUGCAUUUAGGAAGAAAAAGGAACAACAAACAAUUAUUCUCCCAAAGUCACCAAACGACUAUUGGCAAGAAAUCAGAGCUGUCCAGUCAAUGCAUGAAGUGGUCCUGGCUAAUAAAUCAAAAUAUGGAUUUGGCGAUUCUAGUCCUGAUGAAGAAAAUGUAGAAGUCAUUUCAGAACCCCUUGUCCGCUCUACAUCAGAUGUCAACGGUGAUGAUGAACUUGCAGUUGUUGGAAUUGAAGAGAUAGCCUCUGUAGCAUCUCUUUGGUCAGGAGUUCCAGUUCAGCAGCUCACUGCAGACGAAAGACUGCGCCUGGUGGAUCUUGACGAACAGCUUAAGAAGAGGGUAGUUGGCCAAGAUGAGGCGGUUGUAGCAAUAUCUCGAGCUGUGAAGAGAUCCCGGGUUGGCCUAAAAGACCCCAACAGACCCAUUGCAGCAAUGCUCUUCUGCGGACCCACUGGUGUUGGCAAAACCGAACUCACAAAAGCUCUGGCAGCAUGCUACUUUGGAUCUGAGGAAACAAUGUUAAGAUUGGAUAUGAGUGAAUACAUGGAGCGUCACAGUGUGAGCAAGCUGAUUGGGUCUCCGCCAGGUUAUGUCGGUUACGGCGAUGGAGGUGUUCUGACAGAAGCAAUCAGAAGAAAACCUUUCACUGUCGUAUUACUAGAUGAAAUCGAGAAAGCCCAUCCAGAUAUAUUUAACAUCCUCCUCCAAGUAUUUGAAGAUGGACACCUUACUGAUUCCCAGGGAAGGAGAGUAUCGUUCAAGAACACACUGAUUGUCAUGACAUCAAAUGUGGGUUCGAGCGCCAUUGCAAAAGGUAGACGGAACAGUAUUGGUUUCAUACUUGAUGAUGAUGAUGGCAAGUCAGGAUCAUAUGCUGCAAUGAAAGCUUUGUUAAUGGAAGAAUUAAAGGCCUAUUUUCGUCCAGAAUUACUCAACAGGUUGGACGAGGUUGUCGUUUUCCGUCCACUCGAGACUACACAGAUGGUGGAGAUUGUAAGCAUAAUGCUAAAGGAGGUGAAGGAAAGAUUAAUGUCCCUGGGCAUCGGCCUUGAGAUAUCUGAUGCUAUCGUGGACCUCGUCUGCAGGCAGGGGUAUGACCGAAGUUAUGGGGCCCGGCCUCUUAGGAGGGCAAUCACUCAUCUAAUUGAAGAUGUACUGAGUGAAGCUGUCCUUGCUGGCGACUGCAAGCCUGGUGAGACAGCCGUAAUUGAUGUGGAUGCUGCUUCUGGAAAACCAUUCGUCACAGCUCUUCAUUCAGACCAGACGUCCCAGUUAUCUGAUGCAACUUCUAUGACAUAAAAUGUAUAGACAUUUGAUGUAUAUUCAACUUACUUCCAACAGAGUCUUUCACCUUCACUUGUAUAGUUGUAGACAGUUCUGUAUAUUCUGAUGUUAAAAAGAUUCUGUAUAUAGUAGACACACAAACAAAUACAACGUGAUUCAAAAUAUCUUCGUUCAUUUUCUCCA